UGCUGUAUCUUGCAACGUAUAAAUUACCAACCCUUCCGAAUUCAUCCAACUCGACACGAUCAUAACCCGAUCUAGUAUAACCAAGUAUCAACAUGGCGGUGGCUCAUCCGUGACGACUGUUAUCGUACCUAUCUAGGUAGGUAAUGGCCUUGAAUAUAUCUAACCCGUUUGGUUAGGUUGGUAGUAAAACUCGGGUGGUCUGGCCGAAUUUUGAUCUCAAAAUCUCAAUAUGAGACACUUCGCGUUUGAAAAUCCUGAAAUCCCACCCAACGAGGGCCCUGCCAUCCAUAGCAUGAUGUGGGCUUGUUCUAGCCCCAUUACACAAAGCUGAUAGAUUUUUUUUUUCUUUAAAUCCCCGAUGCGAGUAAGACGGAUCACCCAUCAUGGAUCCGAUGGAUCAACGUCUACGUUCUUCUGCUUGAGCCUCACGACUCAGCUCUUUUCUUUCGCUUAUACUUUCUACCUUUCGUUUCUUACCUUUACGUUCGUUCGUCGGCGGGACCUUCACUCGUUUUAUUUUAUUCUUCGCCAUAUCAUUACUUUCAUUUCGAUUCGUAGGCAUCUGUAUUAAAUAUGCAUUUUAAGACUUUUUUCUUGGUGGCCGCCGCUCGUGUUGUUCUUGCCAGGGUCCAGUUUUUGGGAGUCGCCAUAGCCGGAGGAGACUUUGGAUGUCAAAUUGAUGGGUCAUGCUCUACGGGCUCGACUCAACUCCCAUUAAACAACGAUGGGAUUGCGCAAAUGCAGCACUUCGUCAAGGACGACAGUAUCAACAUCCUCAGAUUACCAAUAUCAUGGCAGUUUCUGGUGAACAACAAACUUGGAAGCAAUCUUGAUAGCGGCAACCUAGCAAGAUACGACCAGCUGGUGCAAGCUUGUCUCGCAACAGGGGCACACUGCAUGAUUGAUGUCCACAACUUUGCCCGUUGGAAUGGCGGUAUUAUCGGACAAGGCGGGCCGACGGACGACCAAUUCGUUAGCCUCUGGAAGCAGUUGGCAUCGAAAUAUGCCAAGAACCAAAAUAUCGUAUUCGAACUCAUGAACGAGCCACACGAUCUCGAUGUCGGUGUGUGGGCGAGCACUUGUCAAAAGGUCGUCACUGCAAUUCGAGAAGCAGGUGCAACGUCUCAUAUGAUCUUGUUGCCUGGGACCAACUUUGAUAGCGCAGCGACGUUAGCCGACAGCGGUGGCGCGGACCAACUAUUGGAUAUUAAGAACCCAGAUGGGACGACGGAUGAUCUGAUUCUAGAUAUCCAUAAAUACUUGGACGAGGACAAUUCUGGGACGCAUUCCAAAUGCACAACGGAUAAUACCGAUGCAUUUACCACUAUCGCACAGUUCUUAAGAGAGAAGGGGAGGAAAGGAUUCAUUAGUGAGACGGGAGCAUCACAGGACGCCUCUUGUCUCGGCUCGUUUUGCGCACAAAACGCUCUCAUCAACAAAAAUUCGGACGUUUUUGUAGGCCUAGUGGGUUGGGGAGCCGGUAGUUUCGACACUUCGUAUGUUAUGAGCAUGACACCCUCGAAGCAAAACGGACGACUGGUCGAUAAUCAAUUGAUGUCCCAAUGCCUCAUCGCAACAUGGGUGAAUUCUAAGGACACCGGAGCGGCAGGCCCCGAGCCAUCAACACCACCGUCAUCUUCAACUCUCCCCGCCAAUCCGACUUCUGCAACUACAUUGGCACAGACCAGUGUACCAGUAGUUACGGUCAAGAUCGAUCCAGAAACCACCACGCUUCACACGACAUCGAUACCGUCUAGUUUAACAACUUUGAUAGUCGCGGCCGGGACGCCAGGUAGCCAGUCGUACAGUAUUGAUCUGGCCAGGCCGACAACUACAAAAUCGCAACCCCAGACCCAAUCCCAAACUCCGAUUCAGUCACCGACUGCUACUACAGCUACAGGUGGAUCUUCUUCGACUCGGGUAUCGACGAUUCUUCUGGGUUGCGCGUUGAUUUCUUUGCUUUUACGUUGAGAAAUAUGGCAUUUCGAAGAUCGUAAAAACGACAGAUGUUUUGCCUCAAGUUAGGGAAUGACGGUCGGCACUUACACCUGACGGAAGUAAUGGCUUCUCGGUAGGAACUAUGUUCUCAUGAGAUUAUGUCUGUAGUAUUAGCGAUUAUGCAGCGCAUGUAUAUACUUUGAUCGAUAACGAGUAUAUGGUUAUUACGGAACCAAUAGUGAAGAUGCUUCUAGUGAUGCCGUAAUCCUCGGCGGUCUACAUAUUGGUGGUGGAUCGUCGAAAUACCUCGUAUAAUUCACCAACUGUUUCCUAUUAUAUAAAAAGAGAAUGAAUAAGAUGACGGUAUAAUCCAUUAGUGGAAAUCUAUAUAUUCAAUUGAUCGUCGCUUCACCCCUGACUUGGUUUAAAACUCGAGUUCAUGUUCUUUUCUUUGU
Molecule: messenger RNA, 2393 nt
Organism: Hypoxylon trugodes
Lineage: Eukaryota; Fungi; Ascomycota; Sordariomycetes; Xylariales; Hypoxylaceae
Product: glycoside hydrolase family 5 protein
Exons: 5
Coding region: 574-1971 (465 amino acids)
Biological process (GO): glucan catabolic process
Molecular function (GO): hydrolase activity, hydrolyzing O-glycosyl compounds
Source: RefSeq, a predicted model, not a curated record